UGAAGUCACUUCCGGGCUGGGGUGUUUGUUUGGACUGGAGAAGGGAGGCGGCGGGCGAAGCGCGCGUCGAGCGGGGAAGCGGCGCUGCCUGUGGAGAUCCGCGGAGGCCGACCGGAUUCGUUGGCUGCCGUCCCCGCUGCCGUGCACUGGGUUAAAAACGACAACUAACGCCAACCAUGAAAGAUCCAAGUCGCAGCAGUACUAGCCCAAGCAUCAUCAAUGAAGAUGUGAUUAUUAAUGGUCAUUCUCAUGAAGAUGACAAUCCAUUUGCAGAGUACAUGUGGAUGGAAAAUGAAGAGGAAUUCAACAGACAACCAGCUCGAGAUCUCCCACAAACUAUGGACCAAAUCCAAGACCAGUUUAAUGACCUUGUUAUCAGUGAUGGCUCUUCUCUGGAAGAUCUUGUGGUCAAGAGCAAUCUGAAUCCAAAUGCAAAGGAGUUUGUUCCUGGGGUGAAGUACUAAAAUAUUUGAGUAGACGGGGCCCUCUUUUGGUGGAUGU
This is a messenger RNA of Leptonychotes weddellii (Weddell seal), 501 nucleotides long. The record is from RefSeq and is a predicted model, not a curated record. NCBI's taxonomy places the organism in Eukaryota, Metazoa, Chordata, Mammalia, Carnivora, Phocidae.